AUGGAUAAGCUCGAAGUUCCAGAACCCACCCGCUCAAUCAACCAACCAAGUUUCUACCAAAUCCCUCUUGACCAGCAUGUCGAAGUAAUCGCCAUCCAGAAACCCUUAGCCUCAACCGAAUGGAUAUACCAAAUGGGCGGAUGUUGCGAAGAUUCUGAUAAAUGUUGUAUUGGCUGCUGCUGUCCAUGCGUUGCAUACGGCGAAGUUCACCACAAAAUGCGGAACAAGAGGGUUACAGAUUAUAACCGUUGUUGUAACGGUCCUUGCUGGGGAUUCUGCGGUUUAAUGAUCUGUGGUGCACAGUGGAUCAUGGGGAUGAUGCAAAGAGGAGAAGCUAGGAGGAAGUAUAACAUGAAGGGAUCUGGGUGUGGUGAUUGUAUGAGACACUUUUUCUGCGGGUGCUGCGCGUUGAUCCAGGAGAAUAGAGAGGUCGAGACGAGGAAACAGCUACUGGUACCGGCGAAUGUACUUGGAUAUCAGCCUAGUGUCGCGAUGAGCUAUGAACAACUUAAUAAUAUUCCAGGACCAGGUCAUGUCCGCGUGUAA
Messenger RNA from Orbilia oligospora ATCC 24927, 546 nucleotides. RefSeq lists its product as uncharacterized. The record is from RefSeq and is a predicted model, not a curated record. NCBI's taxonomy places the organism in Eukaryota, Fungi, Ascomycota, Orbiliomycetes, Orbiliales, Orbiliaceae. Bases 1 to 546 code for a protein of 181 amino acids. The transcript is spliced from 4 exons.